AUGUCUGUGGAAGCCAUGCAGCGACAGGCUGAGAAUUACAGUUAUAAAUGCUGCAGAGUUCUGUUUAGCAGCUCGGUUCUGAACCUUUGUGAGCUGGUGGCUCUCAGACCAGACCUGGCCCGUUUAAAGAAGGUCCUGUACUUCCACGAGAACCAGCUGGUUUAUCCGGUCCGCAAAGACCAAGACCGGGACUUCCAGUAUGGAUACAACCAGGUCCUCUCUUGUUUGGUGUCGGAUGUGGUCGUUUUUAACUCACACUUCAACAUGGACUCCUUCCUGUCCUCCAUACGAUCGUUCAUGAAGAAGAUCCCAGACCACCGACCCAAAGACCUGGAGCAGCUAAUCCGUCCUAAGUGUGUAGUUCUAAGCUACCCGAUCCAGUUCCCUGAUGUAAACAGUCUGCUGCCUGAGCACAAACGAAUGAGGUGUCUUCAGGGCUCUGCAGAGACGUCUCGGGCUGAUGACAUCAUCACUCCGCAGCACGCGCAGCAGACAUCCAGGUCUGAGGAAGAUCUCUGUAAGUGCACUAGUGUGUCCAGCACCGUUCUGACACCUGUCAGGGGGGCGGAGCCUUCAGACGAGGUGAAACCUCUGCACAUUGUCUGGCCUCACAGAUGGGAACAUGAUAAAAACCCAGAGCUGUUCUUCAGAACUCUGCUCAAACUCAAGGAGCAACAGCUCAACUUCCAUGUGUCGGUGCUUGGAGAGACGUUCACAGAUGUUCCAGAGAUCUUCUCCUCCUCUCGACACCUCCUUGAGUCAAAUAUCCUUAACUGGGGCUUCCUAUCCAGUAAAGAGCAGUACCUGCAUGUGCUGUCUAAUGCUGACGUGGUCAUCUCUACCUCCAACCAUGAGUUCUUUGGCGUUGCCAUGUUGGAGGCUGUACACUGCGGUUGUUUCCCUUUGUGUCCGAAGGCGUUGGUGUAUCCUGAAAUCUUCCCAGAACCGUACCUAUACUCCACACCUGAGCAGCUCUGUAAGCGUCUGCAAGAGUUCUGUAAAAGACCCGGUCUUGUCCGCAAACACACCGUCAAGGUAGACACAUUCUUAUUUUCCUGGACCUUCCUGAAGCCAAAGUUUCAGACUUUGCUUGCAAGUCCCUGA
Messenger RNA from Nematolebias whitei (Rio pearlfish), 1104 nucleotides. RefSeq names its product glycosyltransferase-like domain containing 1 (gene qtman). The record is from RefSeq and is a predicted model, not a curated record. Gene Ontology annotation, molecular function: glycosyltransferase activity. The transcript is spliced from 11 exons. The coding region runs from base 1 to 1104 and encodes 367 amino acids. NCBI's taxonomy places the organism in Eukaryota, Metazoa, Chordata, Actinopteri, Cyprinodontiformes, Rivulidae.